AUGUUUAACGACAACCCCUUUCGUCGUGAAGGCAAAGAGAACAGAAAUCAUCGAGAUGAUCGAGAUGAUAAAAAAAAGACAUCGCGGGGAGGUUCAAGAGCUUCGUCUCGAGACAACUGCAAAAGUCCUCAAUCUGACAUAACGUCCAGAUAUCAAAACCGGCUGGGGUAUCUUAAACCUAUCCUCAGCCGUUUUACAGACAUGCCCGGAUUGGCGGAAGAUGUUAGUAUUAUCAUACCAAAAUUACUAGAUCAUUUGAGAAGGUUACGCGAGAGCAAUGCAUCGCUGAAUGGGGGCGCCAAGAUAGGUGGAUAUAUAGAAAAACUCGAGAAGCAUCUCAAAAAAUAUCCCUACAGGAAGAUUGUGGAACACGUCAAGAAUACAGAAAAAGAUCUCAAGGAAGAAAGACUGGUGCUGGAAGAAGGGGGUAUAACGGCUUAUGAAAAAGCAUUUAAAGAAGCGAAUGGGUGUUCACCUGAGAUGUGGGAAACCACGAGAACAAUGAAGAAAAUCGAGAAUGAUUUAAAACUCACCGUCGACCAAUAUGGUAAAAUUUUGCAAACGCAUGAUUGUCAGAAGAAUUCGAAUAAGACUGAAGUAGUGAAUGAACUUAUUUCAAAGUCUAUGGAACUCAAAGCAACACAUGAGAGAGCACGAUCUAUUCUUGCGAAAGAUAAUCCUCAAAAGCAGAGCAGCGAGCUGAGGAGUUAUACGCCGGUUCCUCAACCAAAUAAUACCGGUAACUCUACGAGGCGUGCUCGUAAACCAUUACCAGGGAGUAGUUAA
Molecule: messenger RNA, 786 nt
Organism: Botrytis byssoidea
Lineage: Eukaryota; Fungi; Ascomycota; Leotiomycetes; Helotiales; Sclerotiniaceae
Exons: 1
Coding region: 1-786 (261 amino acids)
Source: RefSeq, a predicted model, not a curated record